Messenger RNA from Morone saxatilis (striped sea-bass), 657 nucleotides. RefSeq names its product protocadherin beta-1-like. The record is from RefSeq and is a predicted model, not a curated record. Gene Ontology annotation, molecular function: calcium ion binding. Gene Ontology annotation, cellular component: plasma membrane. Gene Ontology annotation, biological process: homophilic cell-cell adhesion. Lineage: Eukaryota; Metazoa; Chordata; Actinopteri; Moronidae. The annotation marks the transcript as partial. The transcript has a single exon.
AUGGCAUAUAACGGAUUCCAAGUGAACCUUUUCUGCGGCUCACUUGUUUUUCUCUUCGUGUUUCGGCUGUCUUAUGGCGAUGUGAGCUAUUCUUUUCCGGAGGAGAUGAAACGCGGAUCAGUGAUUGGAAAUAUAGCCAAAGAUCUUGGGCUUCAAGUAAGCAGACUUCCACCUCGGAAGGCUCGAAUUGUCCUCGAAGGAAACCGUAAACGUUAUUGUGAUAUAAAGGUUGAUACCGGAGAACUGGUUGUUGCUGAUCGGAUUGACCGAGAGGAGCUUUGUGGAGCAAAGCUUUCGUGUAUUUUGAAAUGUGAAUUGGUACUUGAGGAUCCACUCGAAUCACACCGGAUAUCUUUGCAAAUUCAAGAUGUAAAUGACAACCCUCCUGUUUUUGUUAAGGAUGCCGUUAAACUGGAAAUAAGUGAAUCGGCUCCCAAAGGCUCUCGCUACAGAAUAAAUGCGGCACGCGAUGCAGACAUAGCACAAAACGCUGUGCAAAAUUAUAUUUUACAAAAAAAUAAUUACUUUGCUUUAAAUGUACUAACCAAUUCUGUUGGUACAAAAUACAGUGAGAUCAUUUUAGAUAGAGAAUUAGAUCGUGAAGAACAGCAAGAAAUGAAAUUAUUGCUCACAGCUGUGGAUGGUGGCUCUCCUCAG